Messenger RNA from Brassica oleracea var. oleracea, 752 nucleotides. RefSeq lists its product as uncharacterized. NCBI's taxonomy places the organism in Eukaryota, Viridiplantae, Streptophyta, Magnoliopsida, Brassicales, Brassicaceae. The record is from RefSeq and is a predicted model, not a curated record. Bases 45 to 440 code for a protein of 131 amino acids. The transcript is spliced from 3 exons.
CAAACGAAUCUCUCUCUCCACAAAAACAUAACUUGACUCGACCCAUGGGCAUACUUGAUCAUCUCUGGGAUGAUACCGUCGCUGGUCCUCGGCCGGAGAACGGCCUUGGCAAGCUUCGGAAACUCCAUACCUUCAGUUUCCGGCCUAGCUCCGGCAAUGAUCAAUCGGACGGUGGAAGCGUGAGAUCGUACGGUGAAGAUUCGCCGGAUGAAGGUUUGAAAGUGACACGCAGCAUCAUGAUAAUAAAACCACCAGGACACCAAGGCGGUUCGGCUCCGGUUUCGCCGGCCGGUUCAACUCCACCGGUUUCUCCUUUCUCUGCAAACGCAGGAGGAAAGGAACCCUUUCGGUUCAGGAGAAGGUCGACUUCGGACACGUUCGAGAAGGCAGCAGGAUCAGAGAAUGGACCAAGGAACUCUCCUCCUACUUACGGCCUGUGAUCUCUAAUCUCUAACCCCAAAUCUUUAACUAGAGAAGGAGGAGAAGAAGAAAAAUCAGAGUAAGCGAUUUCGUUUUGAUACAUCGAAGUGGUCGUUGCAUGCAGAGUUCGUCUUUCUUCCUUUUGUAAAGCUAAGCUAAAGAGCUUCUCUUUUGUUUAUGCGUGUAUGAGGUUGUUUCCGUGUUUGUGAUUGCGUCUCGCCGUCUCUGUUUUUUUAGUGUGUGGGUAUGUGUGUCAUCUCGUUUUCGCUAUGCUUUCUACGUGUCUGUACAUAUUUACUGCAAUGAUAAUAAACUUAUGUAGUUCUUUUUUA